AUGCAUUUCUGCAGGGACAAAGAGGUGAUUAAAUUGCGUAAACGAUCGUCUCAAAGGAUAAUGGAGCAAGGUCAGCUGCGACCAGACCUCCAACGUGUGUUAAAACAGUUUCACAACAUCAAAUCGGAUUAUUGCAAAGCCAAAAUCAAUCUGAGAGCCAGAGACGAGAUAAUCGAGCUUCAGAAGACAAACAUGGAGGCUUCGUACAAACGUGUGGAGAUGAUAGCCAAAUUUUUUGACGAGUAUAAGAAGAAAUAUCAAGAGAGUUUGCUCAAAUACCAGGGGGAAAAUUAUCAAUUGACGAAGAGGAUUGAGGAAUUGGAGAGCACGUGCAAAAUUUUACAGCAGACUAAUCAGGAUUUAGUUGUGGAGGGCAAUGGUUUCAGAGAUGAACGACUUGAGAGGCUGGAGGACGAAGUUCAGAUAUUGGAGUCUCGUAUAGCAGCCGAACAGCAGGCCCACCGGGAAGAAAUAGAAAAGCUGAAGGCAGAGUAUGAACGACAAAUAUCUGACAGGUCCAGAGUUAUCGAGGAAUUGAAUAAGAAGAUUGGGACAUUGACGCAGCACGCAGUUGCCCAGAAGCCAUUCGUCCACCCUGCUCUCUACGAAGAAGCUGCCAAAGUCAAGAAUCGUUCUGCUGUUAAGAAGAAGCCGCCCAACACGAUAUUCAAAUGGCCCAGCCUGGAAGUCGAAAAGGUCCAAAAAACACCUGAUCCAACGCCCCCACCCAAGAGGAGGAGGAAGAAACUCUUUCACGCUGAUGAAAACGAAGUUGUUGAUCUCAUCGAAUAAAAUCAGUCGGGGAAUAAUCAGCGACAUUUUAUUCAAUCGUUAACAGAAAGAAUAUUUAUUCCAUUCCCUGAACAAUUAGACAUCAUUACAAGUAACACAUGAUAACUAUCUCACGAUCUAGCAAAUUAGAAAUUUAAUUCUAAAAAGGUACUAAGUGUAUUUCUCUAUGUACAAUACAUUAAUUCCGAAAUUAAUUCAUUAGACAUGAGUAAAAAAA
This is a messenger RNA of Diachasma alloeum, 1009 nucleotides long. RefSeq lists its product as uncharacterized. Bases 1 to 792 code for a protein of 263 amino acids. The record is from RefSeq and is a predicted model, not a curated record. NCBI's taxonomy places the organism in Eukaryota, Metazoa, Arthropoda, Insecta, Hymenoptera, Braconidae. The transcript is spliced from 5 exons.